This is a messenger RNA of Paramuricea clavata, 25362 nucleotides long. The record is from the annotation of a GenBank genome assembly. Lineage: Eukaryota; Metazoa; Cnidaria; Anthozoa; Malacalcyonacea; Plexauridae.
CAACAGUCGUAAUCAUAAUGCUUUAGUGUUUGUGUUAUGUUUCCGAUGAUAUAAGCUGGUAUAUAAGGUGGAUCUUCUAAAUCUUCGAAAUAGGCUAUAUAUUCACUGGUAAGUGCACUUACUGUAGUUAAGUCGUCAUUAACACUGUUAAAUAUCAUUAUUUUUGCGAUAAUAUGCUCGUCGAAUGAGCUUCGUGGUGAGCUAUCAACUGUCACAAGUGUUUAGAAGAUUGCACACUUAUCUAAGACAACUGAAUGUAUAUAUAGACUAUAGUACGCAACGAAAUGAUCGUAGUUUACAAAUAUACCAACAAAAGCGUGCAUGAGAGUAUCUCGAUGAUGUUUCAAGUAUUUCCUAUAUUAUUAGAUCUUCAAGUCGAAACGUUUAAUAAUCGCAAUCUGCAUGGCAUUUCAUGGUUGACAGGCGGGGACCUCUGACAUUGUAAUGACUGCGACAUAAUCUUGCAUGGUUAGGCAGAACGGUGAUACAUGUAUAUCGGUGUAUCAGUUCUAUGCUGACAUGAUGAAUACAUUUUAAUUUCACAUUUCCGGCUUCUCCACCGCGAUUCAAAUGUUGUUUGUUUUUACACUGGCAUCGGUCUGCCAACUUAUUGGUAAAUGCAAAAUUUGGUCUCUUGUUUUUAUCACUGAAAACUUAUACUAAUUCAAAUAUUAGCUGCACAUUAAACGCCGAGGUCUUGAGUUUUAUACAUAGGCUCAGCAUACAGAAGAAUUUAAUGAAUUUCAUACGGACUGUCUAUGAAAUAACAGACGGCAUCUAUAAAAAUUAUGGGUUCUAUUUUAUGCUCUGCAGUUGUUAGUACUUAAUUAAUUAAACAAAUCCAAUCAAGCCAUUCUUUGAAAGAGAAAUGAACGCGCUUUAAUAAAAGUUAGUAUAAUUCAUGUGUUGACAAAUUUGUUAGUUGAUAAGUAUACUAAUAAUGCAAUUAAUAUGGAGAAUAACAUAUAUAAUUAUGAGAAAUUAGAUACAGGUAUAUAGGUAUUAUCAGUCAAGGGCAAAUCUGCAACACUGCCCAUGCACGCAUUGGUUUCCUGCAUUGAUUUCGGCUUUAUUGACUGAUGAAGUAAAGAAACUUCAAGACGUUAAAGUCUUAAAGAUAAACUUGAACUAAUACAGAGUUUGAUCUGAUCUAAUCUGAUCUGAUUGACUGAUCAAGUAAGUGAUCAGGUUAUUGAUAUAUCCGAUAUGUUGCGAUUCACCGUAUAUAGGCUACAUCACGCUUCUUUGCUCUGUAGUCGGCGUGAAGUACAGCUUUAUUCACAAUCCUAGUACCUGAUUGUUCUAUUCUUCGCUUUAAAUUUCAUUGAAAAUAUCUGUGUCCAAUCUAUAUAUAAGCGCAUGUUUAGCGAAAUACAAACAUACAUAAUCAGGAUAUAGGUAUUUAUUAAGUAUCAAGGGCAAAUCUGUAACACUGCCCACACAUUGAUUUUGACGUGUCAGUCUUUCAUUAACGUAAUAGUUCAGAGCAAAUUCAUUUUCUAUAGAUAUGUAGGUUAAAAUAAGUAAGGAAAGUUAUUCGAACUUCUUCCUGUAGGCGUGGCAAAAAUGUAGGCCUACAUUUAUCUAUAAUUUAGUAGUGGUUGAAUGUAGUUGAUCCUUAGUCGUUGAAUGUUGUUAUAAAAACUGUAUACAGUUAGAAAAUGUUUCGCUAAACUGCAAAUUCCGCACAAUUGGUGAAAACUUUAUGCAAGCAUGGAUAGUUUGGGAUCUUAAAAUAUUUUUACCACUAAAAUUAUUUUGAAAAGUAAAUUUUCGAGUCCAGGAAGGUUGUUUUAAAAAACACUUGAAAAAUAGCUUGCGCACAUAGCUUGAAUUCAUAGCCAUAGGGCAGGGUUUAGUUUAAGAAAAAAUUGAUUUAGAACUGCACAUCAGUAUAGGGAUGUUACGAAGGCAAUGUGUGUUUGACUGGGGGUGGGGGGAGGUGUCUUAAGUUCUGGCAAAGAUUUGUUUUACCCAACCACUCACAAAAACUGUUUCAAAAGUAUAACUGGGAAUCAUGGAUAUUCAAUAUAUAGGCUAAUAACCUUAAAUUUGCAUUUGAGGCAACAAAGAAUAUUAGGUUCGAAUUCUCCCACUCUAAUCUCUUUUGGAGAGCUUCGCUCGCCCCAAUAUUUUUACACUUUUCAAUUACCCCAGCACGUAAGUGAUUUGUAAGGAAAAUAAGCGGGUCUGGAGUCCUCCCCAAGAAAAAAGUUUAUAUAUUUGAUGCUCAAUUAAUGACAGCAUUUCUGGAAUUAUCUGGAGUAUCCACAAUGGUAACGAGUAAAUGAGAUGAGACUGUUUUAAUUAAGGUUAUUUUUGUUAGUUUGGUGACUGCACAUUUGUGUUUUAGGAAUUGCACAAAUGGGUUUAGAACUGCACAUUUUGUGUAGAACUGCGCGUUAAAAUAAACCCUGCCAUAGGGUGCAAAUUUAGAAGGUGUUUUAUGAAUUAUCAAAGUAUCAGACAAUUUGAUGUAAAUUAACUCCAAAGCUCGACAUCUAACACUUGGACGUUUUUGCCAUAAUAGCCUUUCACGCAUAAUUUUUAAACUUUUUGUAAACCAAUCAAAGUUGUAUAAAAUCAAACAUGCAUAAAAUCACUCAUGCGUUUGAAAUAAAUUGCGCGUGAACGGCCAAAACUGGUUUCUAAAAACAACCAUCCUGCACUCGAAAAUUUACUUUUCAAAAUAAUCUAGUCGUUAAGAUACUAGCAGACUCCAUACUACCCAUGCUUGCAUAUAAAGUUUUCACAAAUUUUGCGGAAUUUACAGUUAAGUUUAGCGAACAUUUUCGAACUGCGCAGUUUUUUUAUACCCCCUUUAGUUAUAAUUGUCGCAAUACAUAUCUGAAAUAAAAUUGUGUAAAAUGUAUUGGUUGUCUGCACGAUUGAUUCAGGACAUUCUAUACAGUCUCAAGUUUAAGCGGUAUGGAAGACCAACAUUCGCGGGGUUUCCACAACAAUUAGGCCUGCAUGGGUCAAACGUCGAACUUUUCAUGCGCCGAACCUAAUACAAUUACUUUCGACAUUAGGUCGACGAUGAAGCGGCGUCGAGUCAAACGUCGAACUUAAUACGUCGUACAUAAUUCAUCCUAUUAUUUUACAUGAAGUAUCACUUUAUAAUUCGCCGGUGCGAACUGGCGGGAAAUUUUAAAAACAAAUAAACAAUUCGAAAUGUUGCCUUAUCUUGAUAUAAAAAAACUGUUGAAAAAAAUAUCAAAGCUAAGAGCGACUGCGUAAAAGACGUCGGAAACUCUUAGAUGCGGGAAUGGUAUUAGCCCCGAAGAUUGAUAAUUCGAGCAUGCUUAAUGGCCGCGGCUAUGGCUUUACAAUCCCUGAAUUCGAGUUUCGAAACCGCAGGUGCAGAACGCUGCAAAAAAAUACUGGUUGGUGGCUGUUAUAUGGAAUUCAUACUGUGAUGAACGCUUUAAAAAAACUUCGAGUAUCCAGAAAAACGUUUGAUUACAUUCUUUCCCGUAUACGACACAAACUAGAACGUAAAACAAUUUGUCCGGAAAAUGAACAUAGAUUGUAUUCAGGAAUACGGCAAUUUAUACAAAUAUAUUUUGUUCCUUUGUAGCAUGAACAACAUUCUUGAUCUUUCAUUUUCGCCGCCAUAUUUAUUUACAAGCGCAUUUGCGCAUGCCCAGCCUGAAUUUCAGGGCAAAAAUAAAUAGAGAUUACGUCAUGGUUGACGAGUGCGUACGAUUUUUAUUCACGAGUUGUGAAAGAUUAUUAUAUAAUACCUUAUUGAAUUCUGAUCGUUUAAUUGGCUGUUUAUGGUCACGUGAUAUUGAAUAGAAAAUUCCAUUUCCCAAGAGUGCAAUGGAAUACGUUCCAUUGCACUCUUGCGAGUGCAAUUGUACUAUACGUUUUAUUCCAUUGCACUCUCUGUGUUUUCGAUAAAUCGCAUCCGUCAAAAUGCUUCUCGUGCGGUGAUCGCAGUUUAUUUUAACCCGAUAUUCGAAAUUCAGUAAAUGGAAUUUAAUUUUCAAAUUCGACUCGUCAAAAUGGCGGGAGCUUGCAGUAAACCUUUCGUUUUGGUCACCGAAGAAGAUAUGUUCGAACUUAUAGACAAUUCUGAUGCUGCAAAUACAAAGAAACAAAUAAAAUACGCUGUUAGUCGCAUGAUUUCCUUUGCUUCGUGCGCUGGUGUAACGUGUUUGGACAACAUGACAGACUUGGAACUUGAUAAUUUUCUAGCACGAUUUUACGCCGGACUACGAAAGGACGAUGGCCAUUUGUACUCAACAAAAUCCAUGCACGGCCUUCGCUACGGUAUACGUAAACAUUUCCAAUCGCUCAAAGGUAUCGAUAUUACUAACAAUGAGCAAUUUGUGCAAAGCAACAGAGUGUUUAAAGCAAUGUUGGUAAAGCUCAAAAAGGAAGGCAAAGGCGUUGUGAAACAUAAAGAUCCCAUAAGCAAAGAAGACAUGACCAAAAUAUUAUCAUUUUUGGAUUUAAAUUCACCACAAGGUUUGCAGGACAAAGUCUUUAUUGAUAUUAUGAUGUAUUUUGCAAACAGAGGGAGAGAAAAUUUACGAAAUAUGAAAAUUACUGACUUUGUUAUCCAGAGAAACGAGCAAGGUCUGCAGUAUGUAAUUCAUCGUGAUGUACUCACAAAGACAAGGCGAGAAAAUAACAACGAGGGAUACAGUGGACACAUGUAUGAGAUUCCAGGUUCAUCGAACUGUCCUGUUGCUUCAUUCCUAGCCCUAAAGGACGUUUUAAACCCUGCACAAGAGUGCAUGUGGCAGAGACCUAAAUCUCAAGUGCCAUCAGAAGGACCGUGGUUCACAAAUGCACCUUUGGGAGUCAACACUCUUGGUAACAAGAUGAAAACUAUCUCUGAGAAAGCUGGAUGCUCUUUGAUAUAUACAAACCACAGUUUAAGGGCCACAACUGUUACUCUUCUCGAUGAAGCAGGAGUUGCAGGUCGUGAUAUCAUGGCUGUCACAGGACAUAAGUCUGAGUCAUCCCUCAAGCAUUAUGUUCGUACUAGCAAUGCCAAAAAGCAAGACAUGAGUACCAUCAUUUCAUCUCAAAUGCAAGAAAAUAUUCCAGUGGCUAGGGAGGAACCUGCUGAAAGUAUUCUUGACGAUCUAGUAUUAACAGACUCACAAGAACAGUUUCUAUUCAGUGAAUCUAAUUUAAACAUUCAAAGCUCCUUGUCAUCAACCACACAACACUUCCAUUUCCAUGGUCCUGUUGUCUUUAACAACAAGUAAAAAGUAUGACAUUUUACCAUUAUUUGACAUUUUAACAUUAUUAUUACACUGUAUUUAUCAUGUUUUGAAUGAUUUGAAACAUUCAUUUUCUGUUAUAUUUGUGUGUAUUUAUUUUAAUUAAUAUUAAAUGGUGUAUUAUUAAACUGUUCUUGAAAAAGGCAAUAUUAGUCUAUUUUGGUAUUAUAUAAAACAAAUAAUGAAUGUUUUUAUGAGUGCAAUGGUAAGAAUAUUUUCAUUCGGUGAAAGAUGGAAUGUUCCAUUCAACUCGGCUAUCGCCUCGUUGAAUGGAACAUUCCAUCUUUCACCUCAUGAAAAUAUUCUUACCAUUGCACUCAUAAACAUUCAUUAUUUGUAUACUAACGAACGAGUGAGCGCAGCGAACGAACGAGUGAGUUAGUAAUCUUUCACAACGAGUGAAUAAAAAUCGUACAAACGAGUCAACCAUGACGUAAUUUGUUUAUUAUAUAUAUAAUGAACCGUGAUAAAUCGACAAAAAGGACUUUAUAACGGUGGCCAAUUGAUAACAAAGUCAAUCGACUUGAAUGGUCCAAGGACAAAUCAAAUGUGUUUACAACAUUUAUUAGUUUAACAUAUGAAAAAGUGAAAACAAUCAUCCUAACAAAUUAACAAUCAACAUCGAGAUCAACAUAUACAGCUAUGAAGAUCUAAUAUAGCCAAAAGGAAGCCAUUUGACAACUCAACACAUAAAAAUACAUAAUUAGACAAGUUGUCGCCACCUAUACCGGUGGCUAUAAAAACUGUAUAAACUGUUUCAAAAAAUUGUAGUGCAAUCUGACUCAGAAUCGCUCAGAAGUUUUAAACGUUUGUAUGUUUUUGGUGGGCUAUCCACAUUUGUCAUAGAUAGUGUUGGAGACUGCUUGAGAGUAUUUAUUGAUAUAUUUAUACUCCCUCCACUUAUCGUUGCGUUCGAAAACAGCGCCGGCAUAGCAUGUUCUUGGACAUUGUGUUCGCUUGUCGUUUUCUGUCUGUUCGUCGACGAGUGAACUUCGAUCAACCCCUGAGUUUCCAGUGGUCAAGUUAGACAAAUGACUCAGCUUUCCAGUGGCAACUGAACUGAGAGUUCUCGACAUUUCCAUUUGCUGUGACUCGUUGACAGUGGAAUAAUGAGUAACACUCUGCAGGUUCUUGUGGCCCGACAGUUGAAUAAUGUCUGUUGGUGGAAAGUUUUGGUUUACCAAGGCCUGCAUCAUUGUUUUCCUUCCGCUGUGGUUGGUAAAUUUGGUAGUAAGUCCAGCUUUCGCAGCCAUGUUCUUCAUUAUCGAAUUUAGUUUAUUAACCCCGGCGGGGGCUUUUUUGAACCAAGCUUUACAUGAAACGGAUUCAGGUUUCUUUAAAUUGUUUACAGCAAGAUAAAAUGGGCUAUCGUCGCUGUUCAUUUCUGCCGGACGUUUUUCCGCAAAAAGUUUGUACGCAGCAAUAGGAUCUCUUUUAUUUCCUGGUACGGAAACAUUUUUGGAGUUACUUUUCGCACAUCUCUGGUGUUUUCCCCCGAGCGUGUUUUCGUUUGCCUUUCGUUGUAUUCCAAAUAUUCCUCGCCAGAGACCGUUUUAUGUAAUUUCACGUCGCCCCAAGUCAUAUCGCGAUGCUCUUUACAGCCACGUAAUCCAAAGUGUAUUGUAUUGUUGAACCAAAGAGUGUUCAGUAAAGCAUCGGGACUGGAUGUGCCCAGCAAGUUUUUUUCAUACAAAACAGCUAUGUCCACUGCAAAAAAUCAAUUUCUUGUUUUAAGAAAAUAUUACUUAUUUUAAGCACAAAAUUACUUGUUUUAAGAAAAUUUUACUUGUCCCGUGGGUAAGUAAAAUAUUCUAGGUAAGAAUCAGAUUUCAAGAAAAUUUUUCUUAAAAUAAGAAAAUUAAUCUUGGUUAGAACAAAAUUCUUGGUUAGAACAAAAUUCUUGGUAAGAAAAUUUUUCUAAUUUUGUCCCGUGGGUAAGUAAAAUUUUCUUAUCAAGAAUAUUUUUCUUAUUUCAAGAAAACGUUCUAGCAAAAUUUUCUUAUUUCUAGAAAAAAAUUCUUAGUUUCCCAAGAAUUAUUUUCUAGUAAUAAGAAAAUUUUGCUAGAACGUUUUCUUGAAAUAAGAAAAAUAAUCUUAAUAAGAAAAUUUUACUUACCCAUGGGACAAAAUUAGAAAAAUUAUCUUGAAUUGAAAUCCUGCUAAGAAAAUUAUUCUAGUUCGAUCCGGUGUGCAUGGCUUUUAAGAAUAUUUUUCUUAAAUGACAAUAUGAAAUUAGAAUAAUAAUCUUGGCAUGAUUUUUUGCUGUUGUCAUCCUACAAUAUAAAAACAAUUAAGAAUGUUUAAAAUAAUAUAUUUACCAGCUAUACAUGAAUAGGUUAUUAAAGUAAUUACUGAUAGAUAAAUGUAAAAGUUCUCACACGUAGCAAUAUUGUUCAAUUUCUUGAAAAGCCUUUACCAUGUCAGACUGCUGAGUCUGGAUGGGUAGUCUAAGUCGAGCAGGUACAGUAGAACAACGCCAGGAAGUAAAGAUGGCUUUUACAGUUUCGCUAUUCUCGAAUGUUGCCAAUAGCUCCAUGUCAUGAUCAGCCCUGAUACAGUAUGUCAUUGGGUCUCAUUUGCAGCCAGGUAGUCAAGUCUGUGUCUCCUUCCUUUUGAGGAAAAAAAAACACAAAAAUAGUUUUGGUAACAACUACACAACCCUCAUUAAUUAACAGCUUAUGUUUUCACUAACAAGCUCAGGGGUGGAAAAAAUAUUUUACUUUCUGGGACCGCAAAAAGUUCAUUGAAAAAUUUUCUGCAAAUGAUCAAGUAAAUCGACACUCGGCCAAUGUAACUGUGUGACACCUAAUAAGUUGUCAAACUGGAUGUCAUGCUACAUGUAUAUUUACAGAAAAAAAAUAUUUCAGUGCACUGAGAAUCUUAAAAUAUAACAUAAAGCUAAUAUAGAUAACAUGCAUCAAGGGUCUGAUCCUAAAGUAAAUACAGAUGCAAAAUUGGCACUGGGGGGCACUAUCAGGUGGAUCCAUGCUCUAGCUCCCAGAAAAUUUUGAAAUCAAGUGUCCCAGAUUGGCUAAAAAUGCAUUUGCCAUACAACAAUUGUUACAUCAUUCUAUAGUCUAAUACAUUUAUACACUAUCGCAAAACUAUCGCACAAUUAAGAUGGUUGCACUUAUAAUUGCAUUUCUGAGGUCAUGGUGUUAAUUUUCCUCUGAAUUUCUCCUUUUAUCUGAAUUAUUACAAUUUUUUCUUUCUUGGGGAAAUAUUUUCUGGGAACUCAAAAAAAUUUCUGGGACCAAUAGUCCCGUGGUCCGAUACUUUUUCCACCCCUGAGUGUGGCCCUGAACAAGCUAUCCCCUGGGGUUAUAGACAGAGCGAAACACUAUGAUGGAUGGAACAAGAGACACUGGCAGUUUUUGUUAGCCCAUAUUAACUUUAUCUCAACUAUAGGAAAGCUCAAAACUAAGAAGAUGUAUAUGUACAGUGUACACUAAAUUUGAUUCAGGCCUUACUAAAUGAAUUUUAUAAAAUGAAACUAUAACCUCACCUCAACAAAGUUUAUGAUGUCCAGUUUGCUCUUAGCAGGUUGACUUUUUGAUUUGAAGAGUGAAUUAAAUGUUCUUCAUUAGGUGAAGUACUUUCUGUAGAAUUACACACAUAAAAAAUAAUAUUAAUUAAGUUACCGGUACAUUUUUAAUAAAAGCAUUGUGAUAUUUUGAGAGCUAAAAAAUGCAAUUUUGAUUUUUCAUAUCAUUUAUUAGUUACCGGUACAGCAUAAACCAAAAUGCAAUUUUCAUUUAUUAUUUUCUAUUAACGACACCUAAUGUUGGUGCUAAAUUUUCAGGGGUGGAAAAAAUAUUUUACUUUCUGGGACCGCAAGAGAACAUUGAACAUUUUCUGUAAAUAGUCAAGUAAAUGGACAUUUGGACACUGUAAUUGUGUGACACUAACAAGUUGUGAAACUGGAUGUCAUGCUAUAUUUCACAGGAAAAAAUAUUUCACUGGAAAUAAUAUUUCACUCAGAAUCUUAAAAUAUAACAUAAAACUGACAUGCAUCAAGGGUCUGAUCCUAAGGGUAAAUACAUAUACCAAAAAAGCUAGGGCACUUUUAGGGGACACUAUCAGGGAGAUCAUGCAUGCUCCCCCCAAAAUGUUUGUCCCAGAUCAACUAAAAAUGCAUUUGCCAUGCAACAUUUUUUACAUCGUUCUAUAGUCUAAUACAUUUAUACACUAUCGCACUAUUAAGAUGGUUACACUUAUAAUUGCAUUUCUGAGGUUAUGGUGUGAAUUUUCCUCUGAAUUUCUCUUUUUAUUUGAAUUAUUACAAUUUUUCUUUCUUGGGAAAAUAUUUUCUGGGAACUCAAAAAAUUUUCUGGGACCAAUGGUCCCGUGGUCUGAUACUUUUUCCACCCCUGGUGCUAAUGAAUCCAAUGUUGGUACCGGUACUCUAAUUAAUAAAAAAAACAAAAUGAUAUCAUUUAAUUACCAGAUCACUGUUCAUGUGGUGGCUUCAUAACUCCUUUUGAAAUGCCAUGAUAGUAAAUAAGUGGGUCCAAUUGGUCAAUCAGCGGCUGCUUUUCACAAUUCCUCAUGUAUGCGCUUUCUUCUGCUUCUUCGGGUUGAUUGAGGCUCCUCCGAUCUUCUUCAACAACCUGCAGACAUAUUGAUGAGUGAUAAUGUAAAUUUUUUGAAAAUAACCGCAUACCUUAUUCCAGAGUUUUUAUAACCAUGAUACUGUAGCUCAUAUAUACCUCACUCAGUAGUCAGUGGUAUAACUUUACUUUUUUGACCAUUUGUCAUCAGGGCAAGUUCAACUUGCCAAGUUGGAUAUGAAAAUUAGUUGCCGUGAAUAAAAUUCACUUGCCAUGAGACAAUGGCCACUGGGGUACCCAGGUAGGGACUAUAAAUUAAGGGGACAACAUGUCGACACAUUCUUCCACUGCUCUAGAUGGCUAUGUUAUACUGCUUCAGACCUGGCUGUGGCCCACAGAAAAACAAAAUUUGAAUCCAUGCACAAGUACAACAUGCACUGCAUAAAAAAUUUAUCUGGCAAUGAAAACAUAAACUUGAUGCCCAGGCUUUUUGUGACAAUGAUAUUCACAUGCCCCGGGCAAGUGUUAAAUUACAACUGUGUUACUUAUUGAAAGCACAAUGAUAUAACUUGGCAUCCUUAACCAAUUAACCACCAUCACUCUCCCACUCACAAAUAAAAUUGUCUGGCAUUAGACAGGAAUACAAUAAAGGGUGCGAUGCAACUUCAUUUAAAAUUUGACAUUUUGACUGUGGGACCAUGAUUUCUCGGACUCAAAUUGACCAUAAUGACUCAAAUUUUCCCAUGAAAGGAAAUAAGUAAUUUAUUUGUCUUGUAAUCAUAAAUCUAUUAUGUAGGAUAGAGUUUAUAACAUGAGAAAGAAUUUUUGCAGCAAAAUCCAUUAGAUUGGUAUAAAAUGUAACGGCGAUGGUGUUGGUAUUUGUGAUUUAAUAUGCUAUUGCCUCAUAUUCCAGAAAACAUUCAUAUGGUUAUGAUUUAACCUCAGUUGUAUGUGAGAUAAGUGCUACUUGAUGAAAAGUUCGACGUUUGACCCGGGCCUGAGUCAUACAUGUAUCAAAAUCUAAUCAGUAUACAGGGUGUCUAAAAAACGCUAUAUGGAAAUUCAACUUUUACAUAGGACGAAAGAGCUGUUAUUUAGCUUUUCAAUGAUACCUUUUUUAUAUGUAUAUCUUUUUCGAAGUGGGAUAUACAAGGGCAAAUUGACCUUCUUUAAAUUCGUACUUGCUCUAUUUUUCACUCCAUAAAAACUACUUUUAUCCAUGGAGAAACUAUUUAACUUUAAAAAUAAGCUGGAAUUAUGGAGGUGAUAUAGGCUAGUUUCUUUGCAAACAAUGAUUCAGUACUCGGUAGUGUACUUGUUGUAUAUGAAGAAAAGUCUAAAAUGAUUUCAACAUCCAUCAACAAAAAGGAAUCGCGCUUAUUACUACUCAUUAGAAGAUAGACAAUUAAUUUAAUUCACUAGGAACCCGUUCUACAAUAUAAACUAGAAAUCGGCCAACAAAUUGUCACGAAAUACUACAAUUAAAAUAGGGUCUCUGAACUACCGAUUUCACCGAACGGUCAAGUUUCUCUGCAAAAAUCGACCCUUUGCCCAAUUUUCAUCGAGUAGAUCAUCAUGUAAUCAAGUCAAGGAUUAUGUAUACUUUAACAUAAAAGAAUAAAAAAACUGGUGAUAAAGGGUAGAUUUUGAAUAAAAUACGAAUAUCUGUACACAAGAUCUGAGCGUUAUUAUGAAACACUCGAUACUUUUUCCAACAACAUAUUGCGCUUAAUUUUUUACAAAAUUAAGAAUAUUCACACAAGAUAUGAAAGAUAUGAAAAUGUAGUUUGCAUUACAAAGAAAUGUUGGCUUAAGUCUUGCGCACACGAUGCGAUUUUAGUCGGCCGAUAAAAAUCGUUUGACUAAAACUAUCAAAAUCGUUGUACGUGCGGUGUCAUUUUUAACCGAUUUUUGUUGCUCGAUUUUAAUCGGACAACAUCAAAACGUUUUGAGAUUAUUAUUUGGCCAACAAUGUUAGCUGCAAGUAAUCGAAUAUCUGUGCAGAAUAAAUUAUUGGCUGUCCACAAGAAAUUAGGGCCCAAAUAGUGCCCUUUUUUUAAAAAUGGCUGCCGCCACGUACCGUUUGACGUUGCUUCCAGCGUCCCUGCGAAUGUAUGAGAACGUACGUUCCAAUAUGGAAGAAAAAGCUAACUUUCUUCAUUCGAACCUUCAUCUAUAUUCGAGAUAUAUCUAAAUGUAUACGUCAAUCUCUUUCCCGCACUCACGCAGCAUAGCAGCUACAAAAUAAGAAUUAAUGAAUUAACUUGAAUCAUUCUUUUAAUUUAGUAAUAAACUGAAGUUACAGAUUGGAUCUCGACUCGACUAUAUUAUUUGAUGAUUCUCAGAUGAGCUGCUUUUCAACUAGUCGCAGUCUGGGAAAAAAUGAAGGACCUGAUCAAGGUCGAAAACAUGUGGAUGCAGAUGAAGAUGAAGAUGAGUCCAAGACGUACAGGGAGAGAAUGCGAAGAAAGCAUGAAAUUGUUUUCCUGCCAUCUCUUAACGCAUUGAUUGCACUUGUGAGAAAUAGGGACAGACAUUGUGAGGUGGAUGAAAUAAAGAAAGAUGACCUAAAACUUUUGGAUCGUGUUAGAUAUUUUAGAUGUCUUAAAUCUUUAUAUUCAAACGUCAAUUUCAGUGUAGACACGAAGAAGGGAAAGGUACACCUCAAAGGACGAGGCAAGUCGUUUGAAAACGCAUUUGAUAAGUGCUCUAAACAACUGCAUGAAAUGAAUGUUGUCGAGAAGAGUUUGCCCUUGAAGUUGGACGAGAGGUGGAAAUGGGAUAUCGUAGCAAAUGUGCAUUGUCAACAAUAUUUUGAAGAAACCAUGACGUCAAACGAUAUGAUGGCCGAGGUAUGUAUUGUAUUAUAAAGUUAGCUAAACGUUCGGAUUCAGCCAGUAUAAUGGCUCUCCUCAGUUUUCAAGUUCAUACAAAUCAAAAUUCCGAAGCAUGGAUUCUUGGUUGUUGGUUUUACCAUUGCACUCAUAAACAUUCUUAAUUUGUAUACUGUCCAUAAUUUUAUAAAUUAUAUAUAUAUAUAUAUAUAUAUAUAUAUAUAUAUAUAUAUAUAUAUAUAUAUAUAUAUAUAUAUAUAUAUAUAUAUAUAUAUAUAUAUAUGGUGAACAGUAAUGAUUUAAUAGACUAAUUUAUCAUAACUUAACUGGAAGAUAUUUUUAUUAUCAUGAGUCAAAAAUAUAAAAUCUUGAUGAUAAAUAUUACUAGAAAUACAUGCAUGCAGAAACCCUAGCUUUUGCCUUACUGACAAAAAUAUUAUAUUUGAAGUAUUUAAAGUAGUUGUCAUGGUAACACGAUAAUUUUAUUAAGAUUGUAAAAAUAUCAAAAAAUAUCACUUUUAAUCACAAAAUUAUCAAUUUCUCAAACAUAUAUUUUAGGUAUAUUAUUAUACGCUACUAUAUAUAUACGUAAUAUAACCUUCAAUUUAAUGCAAAGUUGAACCACAAACGCUUCGUAAAACGUUUUAAAAUGUUCUUAAAACUAAACUGCCUUUUAUCGAUACACUUUGAGUUUGAAAUAAAAUGAUUUCAAAUUCUGGAAUGAAAAUAACUUUCCUUUCCUCUUUAUUUAAAUAUUUUAAUAUAAUAAAAAAGGGUAAUUAAUAAAAAUACACUGAUUGAAAUUAUAUGCUAUCUUUUUUCAUUACACGAAACGACCAGUUAGUUUUAAAAGCAAUUACUAGAAAUACAUGCAAGCAACAACCCCUCGCCCACAUUUCCCAAACAUAGUUUGAACAUGAAGUAUUCUAAUUUCAUUAACAUGGUACGCAGGUUCGCGUUGCUCGUGUCAUGCAUGUUAGCCAUGGCAACACGAUAACUGUUUUCUUAAUUUUUUGUUCAAAACGGCAAAAAUAAAUGAAUGUUAAACACUUUUAACCACAUAGCUAUCGAUUUCUAAAAUAUAUAAAGGUGGUAUGUUAUUUUGCUUUCUAUAUAGGCCUUAUUAUAACGUAAAAUUCAACACGAAACGCUUCGUAAAACGUUUUUAAUGUUUAUUGAAAUUAACUGCUUUUGCCGAUAAACUCAAUCAACUUUAUUGAUACUCGUACUUUGAAAUGAAAUAAAUUUAAGUCAUACAGGUCGCUCUUUAAAAUAAUUUUCUCUUUUUUGGGCUUUUAUAAAAUAAAUUAAAACAAGCCAAUUCAAAGAAACUUUCACAUAGAAUGAAUAAGAAAGCUGUACAUGUCCAAGGCCUUCAGUUCAGGCGUUGAAAAAGGUGAUUAAAUUUUACUUUUUGUAUGAAAGUCCAAGCUUUCUGUCAUGCAUGUUUUUUUCAAUCUUUGCUUCAAAAGUUCCUUCACUCCUGGCAAUCAGCUAUACUUCUAAGAUCAGUGAGAUAACCACCCAUGCAUAGCCAUGCGCCCACGAUCAUUGAUGAACUUUACACACGUAAAAACGCACAAGUUGUAACAAACAUGUAGCAGACUUGUAGCAAUGCUGUUCCAACAACUUGUCAACAAGAUGUGUUCGCACUGCUUGUUCCCAGCUUGUUGACAAGUUGUCAACGGCUUGUUGGCAACUUGCAUGCUACAAGGUUGUUGAGCUCAACAGACUUGCUACAAGUUGUUCCAACAACUUGUUGUCGUCCUGCAAUUCAACAACUUGUCAACAAGUUGCGAGUGACAACCUUGUAGCAACUUGACAAAAUAACAACAUUGUUACAACUAGUUGACAAGCUUGCAACAAAGCCUGUUGCGAACACAUCUUGUUGACAAGUUGUGAGAUUUUUACUUGUGUAGACUUCGCUAGAACAAAGGUGACUUCCGUCUACGCAUGCGCCAUUCUCGUACCCAGAGCCCAUCUUGCGCGCGGUGCGACGAGGGACUCUGGCCAAAUCCAUAACCGGAUACCACAAAAACAUGGUAAGAAAACAAUGUCCGGUGUUAGAACUAGCCAAUCAGAUGCCAGUUCGGAAUAUGGAUUUGGCCAGAGCCCCUCGUCGCACCGCGCGUAAGAAGGGCUCUGGGUACGAAAAUGCGCAUGCGCGAGAAACGUAAGCGUGAGUGCACGCGAGCGCGGGUUGAUCGUGUGACUGAAUUCUAAAAACAAACACCAAAUUUACCAAAACUACUCGUGUUAUGAAGUCGUUUUCUUGUUUUUUUGGUGUUUCUAUGCUCACAAUUUUAGGCAUUUUCGACUUAGAAGUGUUUGCUUUGGAAUAAGAACGUGAAAAUAGAAAUAAAAACUUUGUUGCAGCAGUUUAAUUUCGCCGUACAAAUAUACCUGUUUUAUAUGCAAUAUCGUAGUGAUUUCAACAUCCAUCAACAAAAAGGAAUCGCGCUUAUUACUACUCGUUAGAAGAUAGACAAUUACUGUUUAAUUCAUUAGGAAGCCGUUCUACAAUAUAAACUAGAAAUCGGCCAACACAUUGUCACGAAAUACUACAAUUAAAAUAGGGUCUCAAAACUACCGAUUUCACCGAACGGUCAGGUUUCUCUGCAAAGAUCACCCCUUUGCCCAAUUUUCAUAGAGUAGAUCUUAGUGUUAUCAAGUCAAGAAUUAUGUAUACUUUAACAUAAAAGAAUAAAAAAAGUGGUGAUAAAGGGUAGAUUUUGAAUAAAAUACGAAUAUCUGUAUACAAGAUCUGAGCGUUAUUAUGAAGCACUCGAUACUUUUUCCAACAACAUACUGGGCUUAACUUUUUACAAAAUUAAAAAUAUUCACACAUUAGAAGAUAUGAAAAUGUAGCUUGCAUUACAAAGAAAUGUUGGCUUACCUAAGUUAUACCUUACACGUCGAUUAAAGUCAAGUAAAGCCCUUUCAAAGACGCGUGCCACAUUAAACUACAGGUCACAUGGCGGUAGAGAACUCGACGAAGUAUUCAUGAUAUGUCAUAGCCAGUUUAACGCCGCUGUGUACUAUUCCUGUGUAUUAUGAUGCCCAACAUACCGGGUAACAAAAUUUACCACUUUGUUCGGCUGUUCCAAGUACACUUUUAAGAUACAAGGUCCGAUUAUAUCAUGUUCUUCGAAGCAUCUGCUCAAAACAGGCCAACAUAAAUAUCGCCACUCAUCCUCUUCGUGUGAAAAUAUAAGUUUUCCCUUCAAUUUCUUUGCUUUAAAAACAGUCAUUAGGUUGUUGAAGAGUUAGUCUAUAACUUCCAACAAAAAAUGCUUUCAAAAACCAGUGAAUCACAAUGCUGUAAACUUCAGAAUCCUUAGAAAUUGUAAGCAAAACAUCGAAAAGCAAAAUUCGCGGGAAAAAGCUCACGAGCCCGCACUAUUUUCAUGCAGCGUCGACGAAAGUCCCCUCUGUUUUUCGCUAGCUCUUCGCUAGUGCCUCCCUUUCCCCGGGUGAAAAUAGCCGAGCGGAAUUUGUACCCUCGCCACGGACUUCGCCCUCGGGGAUAAAGCAAACAUGACACUACUGUUAAGUUGUGCUCUUAUGUAUGACGUAGUCUAUGUUAUUAGUUGAUAUAUUAAGUUACAUAUAGAUAGAGAGCAAAAGACUCAUUACCAUAUUUGGUGAUUAUCUAACCAAUCACAGUAAUGCGUUACUUAUGUAAAUAGUGUAUAUUCAUUGUAGAAGUGUUAGUUGUAUUCUGUUCGUCAAGUAAAAUAAAGCUAUAAGAAACUUAUGUGAAACAAAUUGAAUAUAAUAAAGAAUGGCAACCGCGACAAACCCAACAAAUACAACAAUAUUUAAAACAACCGUCUUUUAGCAAGUUUUUUCCUCAAAAAAGCUUUUGAAAUUUACAAAAUCUUGCAAAAAUGAAAUAUAUUUGAAAGAAAUGUUUCUUAUUAAUUUCGCUGUCCUCAUGCAGUCGUUACAAUGCAAAUUUUAAAUUUUGAUCAAUCAGUGUUCGCUACUCAUGACAGUCCACUAUGUUUUGAGAUCAGUGAGGAUGACCACCCACCAAACGGCAAACGGUGAGCUAUAGCCAUGCGCUCGCGAUUAUUGAUGAACUUUAGACUUCGCUAAUGCUUUCCUUUCCCCAGGUGUAAAUAGCCAGGCGGAAUUAGUACCCUCGCCCCGGGCUUACGCCCAGAACGGCGCUCCGCGCAGUUGGCUCGGGGAUUAAUCAAGUUAUUACAUGAUUUAUAGAUAAUGGCUGGUAAUUCUGACGAUCUUAUUAUUGUGACUGCCUUAAACGAGAUCGAAUUGCAAAAAGCAAGAAAACUCUUGGAUGAAUCGCUUAUCCAAGACGUUGUGCCUAUACCAAAUGGUGCUGAUACUUCUUUUGAAAGUUCUCACUUUCGAAAUUUUAAAAAGGAACAAGAGAAGAAUAAACCUCUAAAGAUUUUCUUCCAACAACUUGAUGAUAAAGAAACGGCAAGCAUUCAAUUGGUUGGUGUUAAGGAUGUUGUCGUAGAAGCAAAGAAAGCGACUGAAAAUUGUAUUGAAUUUCAGCGUGAAAGAGACUAUGAGCUAACUUGGAAACAUUCGGAAGAUAAAUUCAAAUUUUUGCAAACGUAUUUUUCAGAAUUAGUUAAGCCUAUAGAAGAUCGUUGCCAAGUACGCGUAGAAUUAGAACAUGGACCACAAACAUGUAAGAUUCGUUGGAAAGGACUCCCAGAGACGUCUACUAAAUGCAAAACAUCUUUAGAAGAUUUAGGAAAAAGUAUUUUACAAAAAGACGAGUUAAUUGAAUUACCCGGAGUGAAACAGCUCUUUAAACGAAAAGAUGGUGAAAAACAAUUAAAAUUAAUCCAGGAAGCCAAAACGGUUUCUAUCCGCAGAAAUGGAUCCAGACAGACAAUUUUUUCAGACUCUGCUGCACAACUUGGUCCACUAGAACAGCGUUUCGAAGAAGGUCCGAGUCCCGUAAAAGCUGUCACGGUUCCAGAAAGGAGUUCAGGAAACGUUACUAUUUCUCUAAAACAUGGACGUAUUGAGGAUGAACGGGUAGGUUUAACUUUUAAUGAAAUACUUUAACUUUUAUUGAUGGUCUAUUUAACCUUGAUCAUUAUGUAUUAAUUCUCCUGAUAGUGGUAUUAAACCAGAGCCACGCUCCUCCCAUACAGUUGUAGCGUACAUUAUUAAACACUGCACAAAAAGAACGUUCACCCCUAAAUAUAUCAUCAUAAGUUCUAAAUAAUUUAUUACCUGAUAAUCAAAGCACUAAUUAGACCUAUGGUAGUUUGCCUGUGGUAGUUUGCCUAAGUGAAGAAUGGGGUCAUUCAUACUUUAAAGAAUGACUUACGCCGUAUUCUAAAAGCUCACUCACACUCAAUGAGUGGAAGUUCAAUCUGAUCUUCUCUCGAGUGUCAUUGCUGUUUUUGAAUAGCUGGAGAGUUAGUGUCGUACCUUUCUUAGCCAGGUCUUUCUCAGGCUUGCCCGAUUUUAGGGACCGCCUGCAUGCAGGCUAUACCUUACUAUGUGACUACUCACUCUCCAGCUAUUCAACAACAGCAUUGACACUCAAGAGAAACUCAUAUUGAACUUCCACUCAUUGAGUGUGAGUGUGCUUUUAGAAUACAGGCGAUAGCCUCCAUUGAAUACAAAAAUAGGUACCCAUGCAUUCAAUCUCAAAAUUAACAAGAAUGACUUUAUUUAUAUUUCACAACAACAGUAAUGUUUAUUAUUAGGGGAGUAGCGUAAAUUCGUUGGGUAAUGACUACCGUGGACUUCAUAGAUAUUAUCAAUCUCGAAACCAGAGCCCGCAAUCCUCUGUGGUGGCUUGCUGAGGCUCUGGGAAACACCGGUGAAAGUCGGGCUCUGAUUGGUUGCUUUUCAACAUCCUCGUCCUCAGGCCCAAGCGGCCCUCAAAGUUUUUCAAGUAUUUAGUUAUUCGGAUUUAGUUAUCCGUAUUUAGUUAUUCGGAUUUCAAACAUCGUUUAAAAUUAAUAUAAAGUUUAUUUCUCUUUGUGUAUUAUGAAUUAACACUCAGCAUAACAUUAAUAAACUUAUUAAGCUUUCCUAGCUUCUCAUAUGAAAUCAAAAGACUAUUCUAUUUCUGAUAUUGAUAUGCUAUAAAUAACAAAAUUAGAAUAACAACAGUGCAGCAUUACCAUAUUAGGUCAUGAUAAGACGUUGCCUAUAAUAUUUAAAAUAACACAACAAUCCAUGAUUUACCGUAAUUAAACAAGUUAAAAUAAAUCACUACCAGUAUCUUACAACAAUUCAAAACCAUGGCAAGUGUUCUUUGAAGAAUUAAAGCCGUAAUAAGCUUAAACAACGGCAUAAUUCAUGUUUGACGGCAGUACGGUAAUGUCUAUUUAUAAUUGUCGAGCGCAGUACUGGAUCCAAAUGUACUGAUUUUCGUGCAAAAGUCGCCGGUGUUUCCCAGAGCCUCAGCAAGCCUCCACAGAGGAUUGCGGGCUCUGGUUUCGAGAUUGAUAUAUUAAGAAUAUGAAUAUAAUUAUUAUGAUAUUUUUCUGUGUUGGUGUUAUGUACUCAGGUGAAUAUGAUGUUUGUGGUGUUACUCUGAGUGUAUAUCUGCACCGGGCAAGCUUGAAAAAAAUGCCUGCCCACGGUGGGAAUCGAACCUACGACCUUUGGAGUAAUAGCCCAAUGCUCUGCCAACUGAGCUACACGGUUAGGGCUAGUACUCCAAAGGUCGUAGGUUCGAUUCCCACCGGGGGAUGGCAUAUUUUUCAAGCUUGCCCGGUGUGGAUAUACACUCAGAGUAACACUACAAACAUCAUAUUCACCUGAGUAUAUAACACCAACACAGAAAAAAAUCAUGAUUACUAGAUUGCAUUGAUAUAUAUCGAAGGAAUUAGACUCAGUCCGAAAUAUCACUUACUCGAUCCGACCUGACCGCGUAGCUCAGUUGGCAGAGUAUUGGGCUAGUACUCCAAACGUCGUAGGUUCGAUUCCCACCGUGGGCAGGCAUAUUUUUCAAGCUUGCCCGGUGUGGAUAUACACUCAUAUGUAUAUUAUAAAUAUUCUCACAAACUUGCGGUUAACUGACUAGCAAGCCUGCCUUAAUGUAAUUCGAGAUCGCUCUGGUUGACCGAGGUAGAGCCAAAACAACAAGCUCAUAUUUAUCCCUAUGUUUUUGUUAAUUUAGGCUGCGGUCUUGGCUUACUCUGCUAUGCCAAAUCUCAAUGACAACACUGUUUGUGGUCAAGGUCUUAAACUAGCAGGAGGAACGACGUACAUCGAAGCCUGUAAGCGCCACACUAAUAUAUCUCCUGGAGACAUUGUUUGCACAGUUGGUGGUAAUCUUGCCUGUCAAUAUGUUCUUCAUGUUGUUGGCUGUGAUUGGAAAGAUAACAAGAAAAACAAUGAAAGGGUAUGUUUAAAUUAUUUUGGAGCUACUUAACAUGAAUAUAGGGGUACUCUUUGAUACUGCCCAUUGUUUUUUAAUGUCCAGUUCUACACAAAAUAUGCGGUUAUAAACUCAUUUGUGCAGUUCUUAAAAAACCAAGUUGACGAAAAUAGAAAAUAUAACCUUAAGAUGGCUCCCUACAGUUGUUUCACCAUGAGACUGGGAACGAAAUUACGUGAUCUUAUCGAGUUGAGUAGUACUAGUCAUUUAUUUUAAUAUUCUCAAUUUUUCAAAAACUCAUUAAUAAUUCAGGAGCAAAACACAAAGAAAAAUCACAAGCGUGUCGUGGUUUUAUAUGUGAUAAAAAAUCACGUUAAUUUACAUAAACUUUAGCUUUGAUUUUCUCGGUUUAGACAAAGUUUAUUUUAAAAAUUACUUCGCCAAUGAACUCGUAUAAGAUGAGUCGUUUUUGAAGCUAUUUAAAGCACUUGUAGUCGUGUUUUAUCACAUAUAAAACACUCCGCUACGCGUCGUGUUUUAUAUGUGAUAAAACACUCCUACGCGUGUUUUAAAUAGUACAUAAAACAGUUUUUGUGGAACAAAUUUCGCAUAAUAUCUCAAAAACUAAAUAUAAUAAAUAAUAAAAAAACAUUUCUGGCGGAAAAUCCCCAAACCCCCUAUCUAAUGGCGAUGGAAAGGAGGGUCAAUUUUUGGCAAUCUACACUGGCAGCCUAGCCAACAUUCACGAUCAUACUCCUAGUUAAUUUGUUCUUAGUGUUAUGUUGUUGUUUUUCUAAUAUAAAGAGAACAACGUAACAAAUCCUUUAUUAGUCCUUCGCGCGUUACAAGAAGAUACUUCCAGUCAAUUCCAGGAAGGCACACAAUUGAAAGGUAGCCAUCAUCUCGUUCCCAAAAAAUCUUGGUUGUUUUGAGAAUCGUAGUGUUUUCCAACCUUUGAAAUGUGUGAUUUCCUGGAAAUUUCUUCUUCUAACGCCCAAACGAGUGAAACGACUAUUAUAUUUGUACGUCGGGUCAAAAAGUCUAAGUCGGGCCAAAGAGUCUGAGUCGGACCAAAAACAUAUUUAUGCCCGCGAACAUCUUAAUUCUGUUGUUAUAUUAAUUGGGGAUUUUGUGAACUAUAUCAAUUAAAUAGCGUUAAUUUCUCUGUAUUUCGAUAGAUAGAUACGUAGAAUUACUAUAUCAAUACCUUUUUUCUAGGUUGUCAGACACCUGAUAAAUAAAUGUAUCAUGAAAUGCAUCGAUCUUCGCGUUGACUCACUGGCCAUUUCAUCUUUCGGGGCAAACCAACAUGGCUACACGGCGGAAGAGGUUUUUGAAAUAGUAAUAGAGGAGGUCGAACGAGUAUAUGUAAGCAACCCAGUCCAAUGUUCGCUUGAACAUGUUCAAGUAGUUUAUCUCAAACGAAAGCGUUUAGGUCGGUGGCAUAGCAUGACCUUUCUUGCGCAUAGCAGAUCGUCCUUUCGUGCGCGCAGCAGAUCAUCCUUUCGUAUGCGUAGCAGAUCAUCCUUUCGUGAACAGCCACACGCCACACUGUCGCAGGCAGCAGCAGUAACACCAACAAGAAGAGAAAUGUCUUGUACCAGCAAGUUUGGAUUGGUUAGCGUGGUUCUCAAGGAAGGAGAGGUAACAACAUAUGACGCUGAUGCUAUAAUUAAUAUUUUACCAAAUCAUCUUCAACGUUCCAGGUAUAACAAUGUGUGCGAAACCAUUAUUCAAGCAGGUGGUCAAAGCGUGCAAGAUGAAGUGAACCGACAUACCAGAAGCAAACAUCUCCAUUCCAUAUUUAAAACUCCUGCUGGUUCUAUUGAGAAUGUAAAGGAAAUUUUACAUGUAAUUCCUGGAUUACCUAAUGAACCAGGUCUGCGGUCGUCUUUAGAGCAAUGCUUCGACUUCGUUAAAGCCCUCUCUUUUGGCAAUGUCCUAUUUCCAGUCGCAGAAAUCAUGUCCUUAGACGUAUCUCUGAGCUGUUUAGUACAACUCAUUCUUGAUACUGCUAAGAAUUUUAGUAUUGAUGAUUUAGUCACUUUGGAGAUUGCUGUUCUUGUUGCACAAAGAGGUGAAUUUGAUGUUUUAAAGUCGCUUUUUGAAGAACAAAGUGUAGCAACACGAUCCACAAGUCUGAUCAGUGCUGAUCAUGUUCCCGACGCAAGUGAUCUCCAUGAUGUUCGCGGUGUAUCCAUUGUAGCGUCUCAUGUCAAUGAAGACGAAGUCUUUCUCAGCCAAGAAGUAGAAUCCGCCUCGGUUGGAUCACCCAAUGACGGCCCAGAUGGCAUUAGUAACCAUCGUGAAGAAUCCCAGAUCAACAUACCUGCAAAUGAGGGACACGAGGAUAAAAUCCUGCUGCGUUUUGUUGGGUUUCGUUCAGCUGUCAAUGAUUCCAUAUCAGAAGUAAUGGACUUCGUUGAUCGUAACAAAGCGAAACAGAGUAUUCAUGUUUUGAAAGGGUGUUUCAAGUUUCUUCGAAAGCAUAGGAAGGACUUAGAAAAUUUAGCCUCUAUAUACCAUGUUGUGAUAAAUUUGCGAUCCCAGGAAAUAACAGUUGAAGGAGUUAAGGAUAACGUGUUCGAAUGCCAUAAGAAAAUAACGGAUCUGUUGAAUAAGUAUGCAAAGAUUGAAGAGGAAAUAAAACGACAACUUGAAGAGUCUGAUAAGGAGAAAAAACUAGACGAUGACAAAGUUCGCAACGAUGUCGACAGCAGUGAUAAUCUCACGAAUAUUUCUAAAGAUCGUGUCUAUUCAGGUGAGAAAUUUUAGAUAGAACAGACGCUUAGCAGGAAUGCUUAGCAGCAUUCUAAUGUAUAUAUCAUUUAGCCACAAACGUACACGAAUCAACAAGUUGACCAAUAUGAGAAAACGUAUUUCCUUGACGUUGAAACUGGGUGCAAUAUUAGACAGUGACAUAUAUUCCUUAUUCAGAUUUUCCCACCUAGUCAACCAGCCUAAUAUUUUGCCAUUUAUCCUGUCAAAGAAUGCUAACAGUUAUAGAUCUUUCUGAGUGCAGUGAGUAUAACUCAUGUAGGUUAAUUCUGUCAAUACACAAUUGUAUACAUUGGAGCAUCAUAAAAUAUUGUAGUACCUUGUGUCAUGGUUGAAGAGAAUCACUAUUGAAAUAAGAUAUGAACAUACCAAUGAGUAGUAAUAAAAGCAUUCUCAUGAUCAAAUGACCAUACCUCAUUCAUCAUAUUAAGCAUUUCAAUUUGUUCCUUAUCCGUCAUAUUUUGUAGAAUCGUCCUCUUCUUGGUCAUGGGAAGAGAAGUCUAAAGCUCAUCGAGAAAGGUUUCAGAAGUUUCUUGAAUACGGGCAAGAACAUCCAGAAGAAAUCAAGGAAAUAAACGGAGUCCGCUUUUGUUGCUCAGGAGAAGAAUUUUGUAUUGGUCGUGGCAGCGAUGGCACUAGGGUCUAUAUCGGUCUAGGAAAGGACGGAUGCGAGAAGGCCGUAAAACGUUUACACAAAGACGAGUGUGGGUCCUUAGCUAAGCAGGAAAAACAGAUUUUAAAUGAAUCAAACACUGCAGCAUCGAAACACACCGUUAAAUACUGGUACUAUGAUGACGAAAGUGAUAAAGAGUUUGCGUAUUUAAUAUUGGAUUUGUGCGAGGAAACGUUGGAAGAGUACGUGGAACGAAACAGCCGGGAAGAGUUGUUGGCAAUCGCCCCCGAUAUCAUUUGUCAAAUUUUAAAGGGAGUAAGUGAUCUACACCAAAAGCCAACGACAAUUCUACACAGAGAUUUAAAACCGUCUAACAUAAUGCGAACCAUGCAGGAUAGAUGGUUGUUGGCAGAUUUUGGAAUUAGUCGAACAUUGCCGCCCGACAAGGACACGCUCGUAAGCAAGCCAAGGGGAAAUGAGCAUUGGAGGGCUGUAGAAUCCUAUUCGUCGGAAGAAUCAUUGCAUGAAAGUCGUGCCCGAUACAAAAAGGAGUCUGAUAUUCAAACAGUUGGAAUGGUUGCGUAUUUCAUUGUGAGCAAAGGUGAACAUGCGUUUGGAUCCGAGGGCUAUCGAGUUAUCAACCUACUGACUGGAAAUCCCGUUGGACUGAACAACAUCAAGGAUCCAGCUUUGAAAGAUCUGUUAGGUUGGAUGCUUAGUCACAGUCCUAAAGAACGACCGGCUGCUAAAGAAGCAAGGAAGCAUCCUUAUCUGCAACCUACUCACGAAAAAUUUGAAUUACUGUGCACUAUGGGUAAUCUACACGAGAUCAAGACGGGAGAUUCUACCUGCAACGUCACACGGCAAAUAAAUAGUGAUUCAAAAGAUUGGAGAUCGUUUAUGGAUGCCGCUGUAUAUCAGUAUCUAUGUAUUGAUCCAAAGAAACCAACACCAAAUAGGUACAGCUGUAAAUGGACAGAUUGUUUGCGAUUUAUCAGGAACGCCAAUCAACAUUGGAAUGAUCCCAAAUCAAUUCCCCGACCCAAGUCGAUUGAACUAGGAGAACCUCAAGAUUACUUCCUUAAAAUCUUCCCGACUUUUCCUGUUACUGUUCACAGGAUCUUAAGAUCAUGUGUUUGGAAAGAACGAGAAGAAUUUAAAAGGUUUUUCACUUAAGGUACGCUGGCUAGGCAUUUUUGUUUGUUAAUUGUAUAAAAUAAGUAAGUUAACUAGGUCGAUGGUGAUAAGGAGGAAUGACUGCGGCGAUGGAUCUGGAUGGCCCUGGAUAGGGUGACAAUUUUAAUAAAAACUUCUGAGAAGCGCUUCUCUUGAAACGUCUGUAAUUACUGAAUCCAAAUUUCAUAUUUUUCAGGUUACAGAGAACCUACAGUAUGCCGAGUGACUAAUGACAAUGCGUUUAUAUACACACUACGAACAGCCCGAAAGAAGACAAGAAAACUCACUAAACAAGACAAUCGUAAGGUCAAGUGUUUUAUGGAAAGUGAUCGAAGUACUUAAGGCCAAUACAGGAUGUAUAAAAAAAGAAGAUAAUUCAACUUUGUCAUGUUAUCGUGAGUUAUAUAUACGUUCAACUAUUUUCUUUUCCCAUACCAAUAAAGAUCAGGCUUUUAGCUCUCGGGUGAUACCUUUCUUGGAUCAUUGGCAUUGCGAUCAAUAAAUAGCCGAUCGAAAUCGCAUUUUUCCACCGUUGAGAAUUGCAUGUAAAGCUAUUGUAUUGAAAUUUCUCUCAUUUGGGAUUCAAAUUUAAGUCAUUAGCAAAAUAUAAAAAAACGAAAAGCUAACAAUUAGCAAAAUAUAGAAAAAUUCUGUAAUACCAUUUUUUUGGAAAAUACAAAAAUGUUGUACUCUUCGGUAAAAUAUUUUUGGCAUCAUAGAAUAUUUUUAUUUUUUGUAUAAUGAAAGUUUUUAGCGGUGCAAUACAGCAUGCAAAAUUUGAACAUAGGUCACCAGAGAAAAUAGAGAGAUAUGGCGCAUUGUUUUUCUAAAA